AGGAAGGAAAGAUUGUUGUAUUUGCAUGUUGCAUAAAUUCAAAAAUAGAACCAGACUUGACCGUGUCUAAUUCCACUGACUCACAGCCAUGGCUGCCCAUCUCAUCGUUCUUUUCCUCUUCAGUGUGCUAAAAGGAGUUCACAGCACAGCUACAGUCAGUAAAGUUUCAGUAAAAGCUGGAAAAUCUAUCUCCAUCCCAUGUUUCUAUCACUACCAAUACAGAGACCAUGUGAAGUACUUGUGUGAAGGAUAUUAUUGGAAAGUCUGCAGCUAUGCAGUAAAAACAAACAAACCAGACCCUUCAGGAAAAUAUUUAAUCUCUGAUGACAAAAAACAGCAAAUUUUCACUGUGACUAUAAACCAUCUGACAAAUCAAAACACUGAUUACUGGUGUGGACUGGAGAAUAAACCACUAGAUAAUGGAGUGUAUUUUCAGCUGUUAGUUACAAAUGGUACUCCCAGUCUCUAUGUGGAUCAUCAGAGGAUUACAGGAUAUAUUGGAGAAAACAUAACCAUCAGAUGUCACCACAGUAACUCUGGAGAAAUGAAGUGGUGCAGGCUGGACAGGAACUAUGUGACAGGAUCAUCUGGAGCUAUAGAUGGAACAACAGUCACCACUCAUAUGAGAGACCCAAAUGUUUUCACAGUGACCAUGAGUGGAGUAAGGACGAAGGACAGCGGCUGGUAUUGGUGUGCUGAAGGUGACAUUCAGAUACCAGUAUAUUUAACUGUUACUGAGAAAUUUGACACUACCACCACCCCUACUACUAUCAGUAUUACUUCUCACGCUGUUGCUGGAAAUGGAAAAUUUACUACAAUGAAGCAAUGGAAUAAUUUUACAAUAGUGGAAAAUAAACAACACAGAGCUUCAUUUCCCCCAAAGAUCCUCAUCAUCCCUCUGAGCGUUUUGUUCGUGAUCGUAAUUGUGGUGCUGUUCAUCUGGUUUAUACUCAGACACAAACAGAGCAAAGCAGAAUCAUCAGCCACAGCAAUGGUUGGAGAAGAAGUAACAUACUCUGAAGUUAGAAUCAAGAAAAAAUGUUCACCCAAGGCUGGAGACAAAGUAACAUACUCUGAAGUCAAACCCAAGAAAAAACGUUUACCCAAGAGUCCAUUUGCUGAAAGUGACAUGGAACUCGUGCACAGUUCUGAUGUUGAGAAACAGCGUAAUAAAAGGGCUGAAGGAAAAGAAACAGAAGUUACAUACAGCACAUUAGCUAAUCUCUACUGAAAUCUGUACUGAAACUUUUUUGCAAUCUUAACUUUCUCUGCACCUAUGUUACUGGAGUCCUUGUGAGAUAAAUGAUGUAAUGUGUUAUCUGAUGUCAUCAACAUGUUAUGUAGUAAAUAUUUUCUUCGUCUUUUCAAAUAUUUUGUAAAAAAAAACUAUUCCUGCAAAGUUGUUGUCACGGGCUGGGUCUGUGACCAACAUUCCUUUAUGUUAAGUUCAUCUAGUUAUCUUAAAGCUCCUCAGUUGCUCAGUGUUUAGUCCUUAGUUUAUCAGGUCCUUUCGUGUCAUCGCCCCUUGUGUUUUAGUCUCCCUUGUUGGUUCAUGCUGUCAAGUGUGCUCAGUUUACACUUCCCCUAUGGUGUUAUUAUGGUCUGUUGUGUCUGCUGUUUCCUCAUGUGUUUCCACUUUCCCUAAACUCCCCUAUGUGUAUUUUAGUCAGUGUGUGUUCUUUCAGUCUUCAUCAGAUCGUCUGUGUUACCACCCAUCUCAUCUUGUUAAGGUUUUUUCAUGAUUUUUUGUUCUGGGCAUGUUCACGUUUCUAGUUCAUGUUUUUUGAUGUCAUAGUUCCUCUCAUGCUCCAGUGCAAAAUUAUGUUCAUAGUUGUUCAUAGUCUGUCCUAGUGUUCCCAGUUUAGGAUUUAGUUUAGUUUUCGCUACAGCCCAUGUUGCCUUGUUUUGUUUCUUGUAAUCAGCCGUAAUAAAGGCUCGUUUUCUCUUUAAUACUCAAGUCAAGUUCUACGUCCCUUUGUGUCUGCUCUUGGGUCCGUUAAACUAACACAAAAAGCUUCUAAAUGAUGUAGAUGCUUGGUUCUAACCUACAACAAAUUAUAAAAUUGAAGUAACUAAAAAUAAGACCACAAGUAGUGUUUGAGGAACUAGUAGCAAGGCACGUUUGAAGUGUUGGAUAUUGCAUGCAUUUAAAAAUAGAGCCAGACUUGACAGUGGUUCAUGUGGUUGGAGUCCACUCACAGGCAUGGCUACUUAUUGUUUUUCUUUUUCUCUUCAAUGUACUUGAAGGUCUGUCACAUGAGUUGUUUAAAUACCUCCUG
Molecule: messenger RNA, 2279 nt
Organism: Pelmatolapia mariae (spotted tilapia)
Lineage: Eukaryota; Metazoa; Chordata; Actinopteri; Cichliformes; Cichlidae
Product: polymeric immunoglobulin receptor-like
Exons: 10
Coding region: 89-1231 (380 amino acids)
Cellular component (GO): plasma membrane
Molecular function (GO): transmembrane signaling receptor activity
Source: RefSeq, a predicted model, not a curated record